AUGCAGGAAAGCUUCCGGCAAGAGACGGGACCAAGUAGAAAACGGCGAAAGAUACAGUCUCCCGAUGUGUUCAUAAGCCAUGCUGGCCCGGACAAGGUACUCAUCGCAGAUCUCCUUUCCGAGAAAUUGCAAGCUCAUGGUUUAAAUUGCUUCCUCGACAAAAUCUCGAUGGAGCCCGGGGACUACGCACGGGAUGAAAUGACGAAGGCUAUGGAAUCUGCGAAGGUCGGUGUUUUCAUUCUUUCUCCCGAGUUUGCGGCUCGAAAGUGGACGAUGAGGGAACUGCGUUGCUUCCUACGCCGACGGAGUGAGGCGAUAGGGAGUGGGAUGCGACCACCGACAUUGAUUCCGGUGUUUUACAGACUAAGUAUUCGUGAAUGCAGAGAGUUGGAUCCAAAUCGCUACUGGGAUGAUGAAAGAAAGAAUAUUUUUGAAGUUGAGAAGUUUUUUAGCGACGAACGACAGCGCGAAGCGAGCACGGAUAUGGUGAAGAGGGAGCUACAAGAGCUGGCAGAUUUCACUGGGAUUGAAAAUGAAGUAGGGGCAACAAACCUGCCGGGAGAUCGAUUCGGCCAUGAUAAAAGGGCACAUCUUGUGGAGCAAGUGUUUCUGUGGGUGAAAAAGAAAUGUGAGGAGGAUUCAAGUGAUGAAGUGAGAGAAGUUUUGAAUGCAAGUGGCCAAGUUGGAACCCAAGCUGCCGUCACGUCCACCGCACGAUGUGCGGUUGAUAAGUUCACGCCCUGUAUACACGCAGAGCACAAUCCCGACGAAAUAUAUUUGCAACUGAAUUCUCGGGGGAUCGAUGGAUCACCGAAUACGUGUGAGGCGCGGCUAAAGGAGGCCGUGCUAAGUACCGAUAGGAAUACAAGUAUAGGAGCGACGGCAACGGGGAAGGGCGGAGUCGGGAAGACAUGCGCUCUUCGAGCGAUUGCGCACGACGAUGACAUCAAGGCUCGGUUUUCAGGCGGAGUGUACUUCAUGUCUUUGGGGAAAGACGCCAACGUAGGGCGGCUGAUUGAGCAACUGUGUAUGGCCGUAAAGGCGUCUGGUGGCAAGCAGGUGGCUGCAGAAAUGCGAGAGCAAAGCGAGUUGAGCAGGGUACUGACAGAGAUGCGAGCAUGGUUCAACACACGUGUAUGCCUGUUCAUUAUUGAUGAUGUGUGGGCCGUGAAUGGUAUAGAUGCGUGUAUUCUUCAGAAGUUGUCCACUCUCGCUGCCGCCACAGGAGACAUCCGAGAGAGGAGCAGACUUCUGUAUUCCACGAGGGACUCAGAGCUGAAACAGGUCGGUAAGCGAGUGACUUUCGAGCCGAGGGAAAGGGAAGGGAGCGAUUCAGUUCACAUGCUCAUGCUCGCGAGCGGGGCGAACCCGGAGGAAGCGAAUGAUCCGAGGUGCAAAGAGGCCGUGAGCAAAAUCUUGAAAUUGUGUGCUGGUUUGCCGCUGGCUCUGAACGUAGCCGGGACGGGUGUCAGGUACAUGAGAGAUAGAUGGGAGGGAGAAAAGUCCCAAGCGUGGGAGGCAUACCUUUCGAAGAUGAAGAGCCGCAACACGAUUCGUAGUGAGAGUCCAGGGGAUGGGUAUUUGUUGUCGUUAGACGCGACAUUACAUGCGUCACUAGAGAUUGUGGAGUCCGGCAUAGGGAGCGAUGCGGAGAGGUUAGGUCAGUUUUCGUUUCGAAAGAUACAUCGGAGUCUGUGUGUUAUGAAGAAGCAAGACGGGAUGCCUUUGUCGUUGGUAAGAGAUUUGUGGGAGAUGGACUACGAAUCGGCUGAAAAGUACGCGAUUCAGAUGGAAAGGGUUGGUUUGGUAGACCUUCAUUACGACAAGGAUUGUGGGUGGGUACGGAUGCAUGAUCUGACGCACGAUUUUGCGGUGCAGGAGGCGCAGAAGGAAGAAAGUGUAACGGUUUGGUAUAAGAAGUUGGCAGAUGUAUGCCGGCAGGGAAGAGGACUGCUUGGUAUGACUGAGAGCGAGGGUAGAGAGAGCAAGGAUGCAAGAGAGAAGUAUGUUUUCGAGAAUAUAUAUCGCGUUCUGAAACAGGGCGGGUGUGUGGAGGAGCUGAAGAAUCUAUUCUUGAGUGCGCGAUGGGUGAAGGCAGUGAUACAGAGAGGAAGUGUGUGGCAAUACGAGGAAGCUGUAAAGGAUCUCAAUAGCUUUUUGAGGAACACGGGAGGAAGCGAGAGCCUUUUAAGGGAUACGGGAGAAGGAGAUUCGGUGUAUGCGAUGGGAUUGAUGAUGAGAGCUGCACGACUGAGUGUACCUUUUUGUGGUGAAAGCAGUGCAGGGAUUUACUUUCAACUGUACGGAAGAAUGAAGCACAGGGCAUCAGAAUUAGGUAGCGUGCAAAGGAUACUCGAGGAAAUCGAGGAACACACGCCACGACCAUGGCUGCAGCCUGUGAGUGAAUGUGUAGGGCGAGCGGGAGGAAGUUUGGUGGAGCAGAUUGUGCUUCCGAUUGUCGUCGUGUCCAAAGUCGGCAUGGACUCAACGGGUGGCGUGUAUGGACUCUAUUCGGACCCGGGCGAUACCAGGAUCACAGUUUUCACACAGUCUCCGGACAAGGAAAUGAAGAUGACUGAAUUAGGCAACGAUUUUGAAACGGGGAGCCGAGAAUUAACGUGCGGUUGUGUCAGUAUGAGCAAACGCUAUGCGGUUAUCGGAUAUGGUGAUGGGACACUACAGUUCUGGAGUGUAUCGGAAAAGAAAAUUUUGUGGAGUGUCUGCGGUCAUGAAUCGGCGGUGCGUAGCGUUGCGAUGAGUGGUGAUGGAAAACGUGCAGUAUCUGGAUCGGAUGACAUGAGCGUACGAGUUUGGGACGUGGACACAGGACUGCAAAUCGGCGACGCAUUAACUGGACACACGGGUUGGGUAGAGAGCGUUGCGAUGAGUGGUGAUGGAAAACGUGCAGUAUCUGGAUCGUAUGACGACAGCGUACGAGUUUGGGACGUGGACACAGGACUGCAAAUCGGCGACGCAUUAACUGGACACACGGAUGGGGUGGAGAGCGUUGCGAUGAGUGGUGAUGGAAAACGUGCAGUAUCUGGAUCCUUGGACGAGAGCGUACGAGUUUGGGACGUGGACACAGGACUGCAAAUCGGCGACGCAUUAACUGGACACACGAGUUACGUGGAUAGCGUUGCGAUGAGUGGUGAUGGAAAACGUGCAGUAUCUGGAUCCCAGGACAUGAGCGUACGAGUUUGGGACGUGGACACAGGACUGCAAAUCGGCGACGCAUUAACUGGACACACGCAUUGGGUGCUUAGCGUUGGGAUGAGUGGUGAUGGAAAACGUGCAGUAUCUGGAUCGUAUGACAAGAGCGUACGAGUUUGGGACGUGGACACAGGACUGCAAAUCGGCGACGCAUUAACUGGACACACGAGUUUGGUGUCUCGCGUUGGGAUGAGUGGUGAUGGAAAACGUGCAGUAUCUGGAUCGCGAGACAAGAGCGUACGAGUUUGGGACGUGGACACAGGACUGCAAAUCGGCGACGCAUUAACUGGACACACGGAUUGGGUGGAGAGCGUUGCGAUGAGUGGUGAUGGAAAACGUGCAGUAUCUGGAUCCUGGGACGAGAGCGUACGAGUUUGGGACGUGGACACAGGACUGCAAAUCGGCGACGCAUUAACUGGACACACGGAUGGGGUGGAGAGCGUUGCGAUGAGUGGUGAUGGAAAACGUGCAGUAUCUGGAUCCUUGGACGAGAGCGUACGAGUUUGGGACGUGGACACAGGACUGCAAAUCGGCGACGCAUUAACUGGACACACGAGUUACGUGGAUAGCGUUGCGAUGAGUGGUGAUGGAAAACGUGCAGUAUCUGGAUCCCAGGACAUGAGCGUACGAGUUUGGGACGUGGACACAGGACUGCAAAUCGGCGACGCAUUAACUGGACACACGCAUUGGGUGCUUAGCGUUGGGAUGAGUGGUGAUGGAAAACGUGCAGUAUCUGGAUCGUAUGACAAGAGCGUACGAGUUUGGGACGUGGACACAGGACUGCAAAUCGGCGACGCAUUAACUGGACACACGAGUUGGGUGUCUAGCGUUGGGAUGAGUGGUGAUGGAAAACGUGCAGUAUCUGGAUCGCGAGACAAGAGCGUACGAGUUUGGGACGUGGACACAGGACUGCAAAUCGGCGACGCAUUAACUGGACACACGGAUUGGGUGGAGAGCGUUGCGAUGAGUGGUGAUGGAAAACGUGCAGUAUCUGGAUCCUGGGACGAGAGCGUACGAGUUUGGGACGUGGACACAGGACUGCAAAUCGGCGACGCAUUAACUGGACACACGGAUCGGGUGGAGAGCGUUGCGAUGAGUGGUGAUGGAAAACGUGCAGUAUCUGGAUCGUAUGACGAGAGCGUACGAGUUUGGGACGUGGACACCGGACUGCAAAUCACCGACGCACCAACUGGACACACCGGUGAGGUGGAUAGCGUUGCGAUGAGUGGUGAUGGAAAACGUGCAGUAUCUGGAUCCCGGGACAUGAGCGUACGAGUUUGGGACGUGGACACAGGACUGCAAAUCGGCGACGCAUUAACUGGACACACGAAUUGGGUGCUUAGCGUUGCGAUGAGUGGUGAUGGAAAACGUGCAGUAUCUGGAUCCUGGGACAAGAGCGUACGAGUUUGGGACGUGGACACAGGACUGCAAAUUGGCGACGCAUUAACUGGACACACGGGUCUGGUGUCUCACGUUGCGAUGAGUGGUGAUGGAAAACGUGCAGUAUCUGGAUCCUGGGACGAGAGCGUACGAGUUUGGGACGUGGACACGGGACUGCAAAUCGGCGACGCAUUAACUGGACACACGGGUGGGGUGACGAGCGUUGCGAUGAGUGGUGAUCGAAAACGUGCAGUAUCUGGAUCCCGGGACAGGAGCGUACGAGUUUGGGACGUGGACACAGGACUGCAAAUCGGCGACGCAUUAACUGCACACACGGAGGCGGUGUAUAGCGUUGGGAUGAGUGGUGAUGGAAAACGUGCAGUAUCUGGAUCGCAUGACGAGAGCGUACGAGUUUGGGACGUGGACACAGGACUGCAAAUCGGCGACGCAUUAACUGGACACACGGGUCUGGUGUCUCACGUUGCGAUGAGUGGUGAUGGAAAACGUGCAGUAUCUGGAUCCUGGGACGGGAGCGUACGAGUUUGGGACGUGGACACAGGACUGCAAAUCGGCGACGCAUUAACUGGACACACGGGUUGGGUGAAUAGCGUUGCGGUGAGUGGUGAUGGAAAACGUGCAGUAUCUGGAUCCUCGGACAGGAGCGUACGACUUUGGGACGUGGACACAGGACUGCAAAUCGGCGACGCAAUAACUGGACACACGGAUGUUGUGGAUAGUGUUGCGAUGAGUGGUGAUGGAAAACGUGCAGUAUCUGGAUCCCGGGACAGGAGCGUACGAGUUUGGGACGUGGACACAAGACUGCAAAUCGGCGACGCACUAACUGGACACACGGCGACGGUGUCUAGCGUUGGGAUGAGUGGUGAUGGAAAACGUGCAGUAUCUGGAUCGUAUGACGAGAGCGUACGAAUUUGGGACGUGGACACAGGACUGCAAAUCGGCGACGCAUUAACUGGACACACGGGUGGGGUGACGAGCGUUGCGAUGAGUGGUGAUGGAAAACGUGCAGUAUCUAGGUCGUCUGAUGGGGGCGUACGCGUUUGGGACGUGGAGAAAGGGAGUACAGUUCAUCUCGGAAAGUUGAAGGACUGGCGAGAUAUCGUGGAGAGAUUUCUGAAUGCAGAGGACUUGGGUGCCGUCUCUCGCACUGGACAUAGGCGCAAAAGGCUCAAAGUUUUUGAGAGCGGGGAGAAAAUUGUGCAUGAGCGAGAGGAUGGCUCUGAGGCUGUUUUGGCGCAGCUGGAGAGGUGGGUAAACUGGUUGGAGGUAGACGAUAAUCAUGGGGUCUUUGUUGCAGCGGCCGGCCACCGGGUGGCUAUUAUGAAGCUAGUGGUCUAGGUGUGUAUAGGUCUAGGUGUGUAUAUUCUACUUCCCUUGUCCUCUGGGCCAGACACAGACGUUUCUAUUGUACGGUACGUGGUGGCACCUGUGGUGGGGAUAGCCUGUUUGGUUUUUUUACAUGUAAAGUCUUGAGAAUUCCGGUUUAUUGACCGCGUCGUCUGGAA
Chondrus crispus (carragheen) is the source of this 6113-nucleotide messenger RNA. Its product is annotated as WD40-repeat containing protein. Bases 1 to 5946 code for a protein of 1981 amino acids. The record is from RefSeq and is a predicted model, not a curated record. The transcript is spliced from 2 exons. Gene Ontology annotation, biological process: signal transduction. NCBI's taxonomy places the organism in Eukaryota, Rhodophyta, Florideophyceae, Gigartinales, Gigartinaceae. Gene Ontology annotation, molecular function: protein binding; ADP binding.